AUGGUUCAAGGUAUCAUGAAUAAGCUCAAGCAAAGCCUGUGGCAAGGCAGUGGGCCAAAUUAUGAGCGGGUUGACCUUGAAGAUGGUUUCGAGAAAGAGCACACCACCAAAACACGAUCUACACGACACGUCAAACCGGUGAUCAUAAUCCUUGGAUCCUUACUCGCCAUUUUCGUAUUUCUAUCUUCGGGUGGCCAUGGUUCUGCCAGAACCAUCGUUUCCUCGAAGGAGGCAUUGCUACCACCAGCUUACCUCCGGAUGCUUUUCCCGGUGAGGCAUUCCGAUGCCAAUUAUUGCAAAACUGUUCUUAGUACCGCCAUUCUGAACUAUCCGGAGCCAAUAUUGAUAGGAUUCGCGGGUAAGAAGGAUGAGAAGGAGGACGAGAAUGCUGACUCCACUCUGGACUUGGCUCAACGCAUUUCUCGCAAGACCAGUAUCCUUGGCAUCGACAAGUAUCUCAGGAACACCUCAACAACUUUCGACGAGGAUCUGGUUAUUAUUGCCGAUGGGCUAAAUACCUGGUUUCAAUUACGUCCCCAAACACUUCUUGACCGCUACUUUGAAUCGAACAGAAAUGCGGACGAGCGCAUCAGAAAAGAACUCGGCGUGAAUGCUGACGUCCUAGGCAUUCGUCAGAAAAUCAUCUUCGGUGCACAAAGAGACUGUUCACCCUGGAGCGCAGAGGAUCCAGCUUGCGCAGCAGUGCCCGAAUCCACACUGCCCAGCAACAUCUAUGGCCCUCAGACUGAUGCUGACGCUGGUGAGGGAAAGGACCCUUUCACCAAGCAGCGCCCACGAUACAUAAACUCAGGCUUCGCGAUGGGUCCCGUCAAAGAAUUGCGCAAGCUCUACGCUGAGGCCGCAAAGCGCGUUAUGGGCGAUCAGCAUCUUCAAGACGAAGGCAAGGUUCUUGGUCAGCUUUUCGCCGAGCAAGAGAUGGCUCGUGUAUCCUAUAAAAAGUCAUCAGCCUCGUGGUUCUCGUCGGUCUGGGAGAGUGCCAGUGCAGCCGAGGAUAGAAAGGCACAACAGUUGAGAGAGACUGAUCUCUCACGAGAGUACGGAAUCGGCUUGGAUUAUGCCAGUGGACUCGCCUUCGAGACUGCCCACGCCGAUGGCGAUAUGGAGUUUGUCAAGUUUGGCGAUGCAGCAUCUGUGCAUGCAGCCAACGCUAAGCACGGCAUCAGCGAUAGUCGGAUCAACCAAAUCGCGCCUGAUGUUGGUUCAUCUUUGCCGCCAUUUUGGACUUACAGUCAGGAAGUCCUUCCUCCCCGCAACACAUCGUGGACAAAUGUGUCUCUCCUCACCAAUGCCUGGACUGGAGUCACACCUGCUGUUAUCCAGCACGACAUGAACAACUAUCGCAGUGGCUCGCCGCGCGAAACAUGGUGGUCCUACAUGUGGUACCAAAAGUAUGCGCGCAAGUUGUUCGAUGUCCAUAUUCAAAUGCCUAUUGGCCCCGUCGCCGUCUCUGGCUACGACGCUUCUUCUCGCCGACAAUGGUGGGGCGAUGAUGACUGGAAAGGCGGCGCAAGGAACGAGACCAAGUACUGGUGGAGAUAUGAAGAUGUGUGUGGAGGAACAGAGAACGAAGUCUUCAAAGACAACAAAGGUCCGUGGUACCUUCCAUCCAAUCAUUAG
Molecule: messenger RNA, 1638 nt
Organism: Aureobasidium melanogenum CBS 110374
Lineage: Eukaryota; Fungi; Ascomycota; Dothideomycetes; Dothideales; Saccotheciaceae
Exons: 2
Coding region: 1-1638 (545 amino acids)
Source: RefSeq, a predicted model, not a curated record